Molecule: messenger RNA, 357 nt
Organism: Mucor mucedo
Lineage: Eukaryota; Fungi; Mucoromycota; Mucoromycetes; Mucorales; Mucoraceae
Exons: 1
Coding region: 1-357 (118 amino acids)
Source: RefSeq, a predicted model, not a curated record
AUGGCUCCCACUAAAGAAAUGACUGACUCCUCCGCAAGCCAAAAGAAAUUGAAGCAACAAAUCGACGAAGAGUCAUCAGACGAAGAAGUAGCCCCUCGCAAGUCAAAGAAGUCAUCCAAAGAGAAAAAGGAGAAGAAAGAAAAGCCCAAGAAGAAGAAGUCAUCAAAGAAAUCUAAAGGUCUCGGUUUGAUUGAUCCCAAUUCAACUCUAGGUAGCCAAGCACAACAACCUCAACAACCAGGCGGUGGCGGUGGAGGUGAUCAUCCUUUAAGUUUACGUCUUGAUCUUAAUCUUGAAGUAGAAAUCACACUCAAGGCCCGUGUUCAUGGUGAUGUCACAUUGGCUCUUUUAGCUUAA